CGCCCCCCAACGGGUAGCAAGUUUCUGCUGUAUCACCUACAAACUGGACACUCUGGACAAUUUUACACAUCAAAAUUUCCUGACCACACUGCCCUUUACCCACAAUGGCCUCCUCCUCCUCAUCAGUUGGAGAUAAUCAACUGCAGAGGAUAAUCAGAGAUCUGCAUGAUGCUGUGUUAGAGUUGAGUAAAGAACACAAGGAGUGCGGUGAACCCGUAACUGAUGACAGCGGCAACCUGCACAAGUUCUUCUAUAAACUAGAAUACCUGCUGCAGUUUGACCAGAAAGAGAAGACAACCUUUCUUGGUCAGAGGAAAGACUACUGGGAUUACUUCUGCGACUGCCUGAUUAAGAUCAAGGGAGCUAACGAUGGCAUCCGUUUUGUAAAGUCCAUCCCCGAGUUGAAGACAUCACUGGGGAAAGGAAGGGCCUUCAUCCGCUACUCACUCGUUCACCAGCGUCUUGCUGACACACUGCAGCAGUGUCUUAUAAACCAGAAGGUCACAAGUGACUGGUAUUAUGCUCGGAGUCCCUUUCUCAAGUCUCACCUCACUGCUGACAUAAUCAACCAUCUUUAUGAGCUCAACCAGAUCCAAUUUGACGUGGCAGCCAGAGGUUAUGACCUUGAUGCAGAUUGGCCAACAUUUGCGAGGCGAACAUUAGGCACUGCCUCGUCAGCUUUCCUGUGGAGGCCUCCCAGUCGCUGUUCCAGCAUCAACAGUCUCGUUAGCAGCUACGCACACUCACAGGCGCAGGAGUUCCUCCCAAUCCCAGACCACAGUCUUCUUGGUGAACUGGGUGAACUGGGGGAACCCUCUCCUUGCAGCAUCGCAGAAAACCUGCGCAUUGAGCUCGACCAGUCUGAGCUCAGACAGCAAGAGCUUCUGGUGCGGGUUCAGGAGUUGGACAAAGAGGCUGCUGAGCUAAAAGGUGUGAUUAAAGACCUUCAAGGCCAAUUAGUUCAGAAGUCCACAGCAGCCCAAGGUAACCAAGAAACAGUUAACCACCUUCAGACCUGUAGGGAACCAGUAAACAGUGAAAUUCAAGAUAGACUUACAGCUGCUGAGAACAAAAAUAUGGAGCUUCUCUCAAAGUUGGAUGAGGCUCUUAAAGAAAAGGGACAACAAACCACUAGCUACUGUGACUCGGCCUGGAAAAUCCAGGAACUCCUGGAUAAACUCAAGACAGCAGAGGAAGAAAGACUGGAGGCAAAGAGGGAGGCUGAGGAUAGGGCCAGGCACUCUGAGCGCCUGUCCCAGGAACUUAAACUCAGGGAAGAAGAGCUGAGGAACAGUGAGGAGAAGCUGGCUGAAGUAAAAGCCGGUGCUCAAGAUGAACACGUAGAGGCACUCAGACGCCUGGAGGAGCUCCAAAGUGCAGUUGGUCGAAUUCAGGGGGCGCUGAGUUUGAAAGAGAAGGAGACAGGGAACUUGAGAGCCCAGCUUCAGGAUCUACAAGCAUCACUGGAGUGCAGAGAACGGCAGGCUGAGGAUCUGAGAAGGCGACUGCAAGAGGAGAGGGAAGAGGUGGAGCAGAGAUGUAGCAUGAGCAGUAGCCAGAAUGAGGAACUCGAGACCGAGCUCCUGGAUCUAAGUAAAGCUCUAAAAAACAGAGAGAAGGAGAUUGCUGUUAGUUCAGAGAGAAUCAAGCAUUUAGAGGAGCAGUUGGAGAAGCUAAAUGUUGAGAAAGAAAGUCUGAGCUCUAGACUUGCUGAUAAUGAAGCGGUUUCAUGUGAGAACCUUGAGGACUACAGAGCCCAAUGCGGCAGUCUCAUGGAAAUGAAUGCUAAGUUACUCCAAACAGUUGAAAAAACUGAGGGGAGCAUUAUAGAGCUGACUGAGAGCAGGGCAGCCUUGUUAGACCAGCUAGCCUCCUUGAGGGCUUCUGAGAAGCACUUAAAGGGCCAAGUUGAGGCUGCAAAUAUGUGUGUGGAAGAUCGGGAAAAGAAACUUCUUGAUGAAAACCUGCAUCUGGAGGAGAUUGCCCAGAAGGCACUCGUCCAGAAGGAAGUUUCUGACGCUAAAUUAAAGAAGCUAGAGCUUGAGAACAGGGAGCUUCUUGAGGUCCAGUCCUUGUUGAAGAAGCAGUUAGCAACAGCUCAACAGGAACUGGACUCACUCACUGCCAAAGCUACAAAGUUGGACAAGAACCUCACAGUGUCCCAAAGAAGCCAAGCAGAGUUACUUGAAAAACUCCAGGAAACUGAGGCUAAACUCAGAGACCAGACUGCCGAAUGUGGGCGUCUGCAAGCCAGGGCAGAGGAGCUGGAGAGCAGGACUGGGGAGCUGCACGAUGAAAAGGGCGCUGCAGAGAGCAAUGAAAAAAUGCAGAAGCUUCACAAUGAGCAUCAGACAUCUUCAAUGGAAACCAAAGAGGCCCCGUUCAGGCUAGUAAUAGCUGAGGCUCAACUGGAGCUCAACCUAAGGGAGGUGCACCGGCUCCAGGAAGAGGUGGUCGAGCUCAGGGCUCAGCUUCUAGCAGGAACUGAGGAAAGGAUGAAAGUUCAGGCACUGCAGGAGGUGACUGAGUCCUCCAGAGAGGACCUGCGUGUCUUAGCAGAACAACUCAAAGCCCAGGUAGAGGAGCUAAACCGCCGGCAUGUGGAUGAGAUUCUCCGAUCUCGGGAGCGAGAGGAGGCUAUUAUCCGGGAGCGUGACGGCGAGGCUCUGGCUCGAGCAGGUCUCGCUGCAGAGGUGACGGCCUCCAGAGAAGAGCUCAAUAAACUGAAGCAGCGUUACGAAGCCUUGUGUCUGGAGAACAGCGAAGCCAAGGAGGCGCUCCACAGAGCCAACACAGAAACAGCUGAACUCGGCGUGCACGUGUGUAUGCUAACUGCCGAGAACGAAGAGGCUCGCCUUCGCUGGGAGGGCUUGUCAACACGGCUGCAAGAGCUGGAUGAGGAGGCAGCUCAGGAGGCUGAGAGGCUGAACACCUGCAUGGAGCAGCUGACACAGGAGAACCAGCGACUCCUCGAUCAGCUCCGUGACGAGGAGGGUUCGUUGGCAACCCAGCAGGAGCUGCAGGAAAAGCUGAGUAAGGCCCAACAGGAGGCCGAAGCUUUGCAGCAGAUGGGUCAGGAGGAGAUCCAGGCACUCCGGUUCCAGCUCAGCAGCCAAGCCAUGAGCCAAGGCGGCCAGCUCCAGACUUUGGAUCAAGAGUUACAGGAAGUGAAAUUACAGCUGACGGCUGAGCAGGAGAAAGUGGCCGACCUGGAGAACAAAUUCAAACAGCUAGAGGCUGAGAAUCAGAGAUAUUGCCAACAGAUUGAGGAGAAAAACAUCCAGAUGGCCGAUUCUGAAAAUCUCAUCCAGCAGAAAGAAGACGAGAUAAUCCAUCUGAAAAGGAAUUUAUCAAGGUCUGAGGACGGUCUGGCAGCGGCUCAGCGAACCUGUCAGGAGAUGAGUGAAAAUCUACGGAGAGUCACGCAGGACAAACAGAGCUUUGAUCUUAAGGCGGCUGCUGAACUCGACGAUCUUUACCGCACCAAAAUCAAUUUGGAAGAACGGCUUGUAGAACUCAUCAGGGAGAAAGAUGCACUGUGGCAGAAAACAGAUGCCCUGGAGUUUGAGCAGAAACUACGAGAUGAGGAGACGGAGAGGGACGUCAACUACUGUCUGGGCUGUCACAGUCAGUUCAGCUGGUGGAUCCGCAAGUACAACUGCAGACUGUGUGGGCGUCCCUUCUGCUACUACUGCUGCAGUAACACAGUCAGCACCCAGCAGGGCGGCCACAGAGAGCGCUGCUGCAGAGACUGUUACAACCAGCACAGUGCAGUGGUUGAGCGCCACCCACAGGAGGAAGUGACUAACAGCACACCGGGGACACCUUUCAGUCGUUUGCUGCAGGCUGGGAGAGCUGUGGCAGGUGUUCCAGGAGCAGAUGAAGGUGAGAAGCUGGACGAUGGUGUUUUUGACAUCAUCACAGACGAAGAGGUGAGCGGGGUCUACGACAGUGACUCUCUCUCCUUUGCCACUGCAUGCUCUCCUGGACAUGGACAGCAGGGGGCAGCACAACUAAACAGCAGUGCCAGUGCAGGAGACCUCACAUCAGAGGACACCGAGGACCUCAGUGCUGCGGUGCAGGAUGCAGAGAUCUGCCUGCUGAAGUCUGGAGAUCUCACGCUUUCUGUCCACUUCACAGUGGAUGACAUCUCAGGGUUUGGGGACAGCUCCCGAGAGCUCUUCAUCAAGUCCAGCUGCUACAGCACCAUCCCCAUCACCGUGAGCGGGCCUGGUCCCACUGUCUCCUGGACGUUCACCUCUGAACCGAAGAGCAUCUCCUUCAGUGUGGUUUACAGGGAGAGUGCAGAGACUCCACUGGAACAGGCCAAGGUCUUGAUCCCUCUGACUCGCUGUAACUCCCACAAAGAGACAAUCCAGGGGGAACUGAAAGUCAGAAACGCUGGAGAAUACACACUCGUCUUUGACAACUCUUUCUCCAGGUUCAUCUCAAAGAAAGUGCUGUAUCAUCUGAGUUUAGACAAGCCUGUGGUCUACGAUGGAACUGACCUCCUCUGAACCUGACAGGAAGAGAAGCAGAUGUGAGACUGACUUAUGAAACACAUUCAGGGUGUUUAAG
Messenger RNA from Epinephelus moara (kelp grouper), 4578 nucleotides. Its product is annotated as FYVE and coiled-coil domain-containing protein 1-like. The record is from RefSeq and is a predicted model, not a curated record. Gene Ontology annotation, biological process: plus-end-directed vesicle transport along microtubule; positive regulation of autophagosome maturation. Lineage: Eukaryota; Metazoa; Chordata; Actinopteri; Perciformes; Serranidae. Bases 105 to 4517 code for a protein of 1470 amino acids. Gene Ontology annotation, molecular function: metal ion binding. Gene Ontology annotation, cellular component: lysosome; late endosome; autophagosome. The transcript is spliced from 18 exons.